Elgaria multicarinata webbii is the source of this 1574-nucleotide messenger RNA. RefSeq names its product protein Z, vitamin K dependent plasma glycoprotein (gene PROZ). Gene Ontology annotation, molecular function: serine-type endopeptidase activity; calcium ion binding. The transcript has 9 exons. Gene Ontology annotation, biological process: proteolysis; blood coagulation. Bases 226 to 1449 code for a protein of 407 amino acids. Lineage: Eukaryota; Metazoa; Chordata; Lepidosauria; Squamata; Anguidae. Gene Ontology annotation, cellular component: extracellular region. The record is from RefSeq and is a predicted model, not a curated record.
AGAACGUGCUGCUACUGAACAUCAGUACUUCUUUUGACACUGCUAACAUAUCCAAUAUUUACCAGAACUUGAUUACUGCUAGCCCUGAUGAUCCAUCACUCAACAGGACAGAAACAAUAAUUCCUGAAAGGAGUUGUGAGUUGGGUGAACGCCCAUGGCAGUAACUCUACCAAACAGCAACUGCUAAGCAGGCAAAAUUCAGCUAACAAAAUUCAGGGAACAAAAAUGGGAACGCAGCUCUGGACAAUGCGGUUUCUCUUGUUUGCCUUCGUUUUUCAUCAAGGAGACCUGACAGUGUUCCUAUCAGCCAACGAUGCACAUAACAUCAUGGCAAGAUCAAAGCGGGCUGGUACCAUGAUCAUUGAGGAGAUUCUCCAAGGUAAUCUGGAAAGAGAAUGCCUUGAAGAAAGGUGUUCAUAUGAAGAGGCAAGAGAAGUCUUUGAAGACACUAAAAAAACUGACCAGUUUUGGAAUUCCUAUUUUGGAGGCAUGCAGUGUUCCUCAAUCCCCUGCCUGAAUAAUGGUGUGUGUACAGAUAGCAUUCGCAGUUACACAUGCAACUGUCGAGAUGGCUUUGAAGGAACCAACUGUGCUUUUGCUAAAAAUGAUUGUCGCCAUGAAAUGAACGAGGGUUGUCGACACUUCUGCUACCCAGAACUGACAUCCUAUCGUUGUUCAUGCGCCAAAGGCUACAAACUCGGGAAAGACAAUAAAGAAUGCAUUCCGCAAGAUGAGUGUGCCUGUGGCAGACUUGAGGACCACUUACCAACGCAGCUGAAUGCAACUGAAAAGAUUGAUGGGGGCUUCCCUUGGCAGGUCCUGCUCUUAAACUCGGAUGGAGAAUGGUUCUGUGGAGGUGUUCUACUGAAAACUAAUUUUGUACUUACUACAGCUGAAUGUGCCCAGAUGUCUCCUACCAGCGUCAAGAUUGGAACCAACAGCCUGCAAAGUGCAAGACAAGAAAUAGAAGUGAAACAGAAAAAUAUACACAUCCGGUAUGACAGAACCACUGGUGAGAACAACCUGGCAUUGCUUGAACUCGGAAGGCACAUUGACUGCAACAGCGAUCACCUACCCAUAUGUGUUCCAGAGAGGGAUUUUGCAGAGCAUGUGUUGAUUUCAAAACUGGCAGCCACUCUCAGUGGCUGGGAAGUGGCUGCAAACCAAUCAACGGAUUCGCUAGCUGAGCUGCCAGUUUCAUACCUCAGUGAAAAUGACUGCAAACAAAAACUCAACAGAAGUCUGAUCACCAGAGAAUUCUGUGGCCAUACUCAUGGGGCAGCUGAUGAGCUACCGGCUGAAGGAAGUUUUACUGCCGUCGAUUACAAAGGCACUUGGUUUCUGAUGGGCAUUUUGGAACCAAGGGCAACGGAAGCAAGUCAGUGGGAAACGUUGAUAUUCACCAAGACUUCAAGAUACAUGAUGUGGUUUAAACAAAAAAUGGGCUAAUUAAAGGGAGUGGCAAAGGAACAGGGAGAAUGGCAAGGUCCAGCAUUUACAUGUAUUCGAGUAGGAGUGGUUGUUGUAAAUAUUAUGUAUGAUUAAGUGCUAAAAUAAAGCUUUCUGCACCUGCC